AUGACUCUUUUUAUUUCAAUCUUUCUUUCUUUCAUUUAUUUGUUCUUUUUAUUGCUUGUUUCUUUCUUUUAUUCAUUCGUUAUUAUUCUUUCUGUUUUCUUUAUUUCUUUUUUCUUCCUUUUUAUUGCUUCUUUCUUUUAUUCGUUCUUUUUAUUUAUUUAUUCUUUCUUUCUGUUAUUUGUUCAUUUUAUUGCUUCUUUCUUUUUGUUCAUUUCUUUUUUCUUUCUUCCUCUCUUUGUUUUAUUGCUUCUUUCUUUUAUUUCUUCUUUUUAUUGCUUCUUUCUUUCUUUUAUUCAUUCUUUUAUUGCUUCUUGUUUCUUUUUUUAUUUAUUUCUUUACUUUUAUUGUUUCUUUCUUUUAUUUGUUCUUUUUAUUGCUUUUCUUUCUUUCUUUCUUUCUUUCUUUCUCAUAAGCGUUCUUUUUAUUGUUUCUUUCCUUUUUGUCUCUUUCUUUUUAUCUUUAUUUUCCGUUCUUUUUAUUGCUUUUUUUUUUUUUUCUUUCUCUUUUCUUUCUUUAUUUUUCUUUCAAUUGUUACUUUUUCUUCUCUUAAUGAAUUUAUGCCUUUUCUUGUUUUGA
Acanthosepion pharaonis is the source of this 576-nucleotide messenger RNA. NCBI's taxonomy places the organism in Eukaryota, Metazoa, Mollusca, Cephalopoda, Sepiida, Sepiidae. The record is from the annotation of a GenBank genome assembly.